Sander lucioperca (pikeperch) is the source of this 1332-nucleotide messenger RNA. RefSeq names its product oocyte zinc finger protein XlCOF6.1-like. Bases 1 to 1317 code for a protein of 438 amino acids. The record is from RefSeq and is a predicted model, not a curated record. NCBI's taxonomy places the organism in Eukaryota, Metazoa, Chordata, Actinopteri, Perciformes, Percidae. Gene Ontology annotation, molecular function: DNA-binding transcription factor activity, RNA polymerase II-specific; RNA polymerase II cis-regulatory region sequence-specific DNA binding. Gene Ontology annotation, biological process: regulation of DNA-templated transcription. The transcript is spliced from 3 exons.
AUGGCCCUCUUGAGAACAUCAGCAGGAGUGGAGCUCCAGGAGGACACGAAGCCCCCACACAUUAAAGAAGAAGAGGAGGAACUCCGGAUCAGUCAGGAUGAAGAGCAGCUUCAAGGGCUGGAGGAGGCUGAUAUCACCAAGUUCACAUUCACUCUGGUCCCUGUGAAGAAUGUCCAGAAAGUGUUUAUUGGUGAAGAACAUCAGCAGGAGUGGAGCUCCUGUCUGGACCAGGAGGACACGAAGCCCCCACACAUUAAAGAGGAACAGGAGGAACUCCAGAUCAGUCAGGAUGAAGAGCAGCUUCAAGGGCUGGAGGAGGCUGAUAUCACCAAGUUCACAUUCACUCUGGUCCCUGUGAAGAGUGAAGAUGAUGAAGAGAAACCUGAGUUCUCACAGCUUCAUCAAAGACAAACUGAAGAGAUAAAAACAGAAGCUGAUGGAGAGGACAGUGGAGGACCAGAACCAGCCAUGAAAGCAGAUCCAGAUACACAUUUACAACCAGAUACUGAUGACGAGACUGGAGACUCUUCUGAACCUGAGACUGAUGACAGUGCUGAUUGGAAAGAUACCAGAGAAUCUCAGUCAGGUUUAAACUCUAUUAAUAAUGAAAUAUUCCCUGUUAGUGAUUCAAGAUGUACUACUGAUGAGAAAGCAUUUAGCUGCUCUGAGUGUGGGAAAAGAUUUGGCACCAAUGCACUUCUGAAGAGACACACGAGAUCUCAUACAGGAGAGAAAGCAUUUAGCUGCUCUGAGUGUGGGAAAGGAUUUGGCACCAAUGUACUUCUGAAGAGACACGUGAGAAUUCAUACAGGAGAGAAACCAUUUAGCUGCUCAGUCUGUAAGAAAGCUUUUACAGAAAGUGGAACUUUACAUACACACAUGAGAAUCCACAAAGGAGAGAAACCAUUUAGCUGCUCAGUCUGUAAGAAAGAUUUUGUACAGAGUGGAACCUUAUAUACACACAUGAGAAUCCACACAGGAGAGACACCAUUUAUCUGCUCAGUCUGUAAGAAAGGUUUUGCAAUGAGUGGAAGUUUAAAGAGACACAUGAGAAUCCACACCGGAGAGAAACCAUUUAGCUGCUCAGUCUGUAAGAAAGAUUUUACAGAGAGUGGACAUUUACAGACACACAUGAGAAUCCACACAGGAGAGAAACCAUUUAGCUGCUCAGUCUGUAAGAAAGACUUUGCAAUAAGUGGAAGUUUAAAGAGACACAUGAGAAUCCACUCAGGAGAGAAACCAUUUAGCUGCUCAGUCUGUAAGAAAGAUUUUACAAUAAGUGGACAUUUACAGAGACACAUGAGAAUCCACACAUGAGAGAAACCAUUUAGC